GAAGAUUUCUGGAUGUACUCGUGAUGACGAUUGUCGUUGUAUUGUCUGUAUUUGAUUGAGUCUCAAAUAUAAGAUGUGGCUGUGUUCUGGAAAGAUACAGUAAAGGAAAAAACUUCCGUGUAACCGAGAAACAUGAAAGAAACACUGAAGCUCAAGGUGCUUGCGCUCGUGUUCUGCGUAUUUCCAACAGAGUUGGUGUCUAUCCAGGUUAAUGUUCCUCAGACAGAGAGAAACACAAUGCUGUUUGCUUCUGUCACUCUGCGCUGUGACUAUUCCACCUCUGCAAACGCACAAGAUGUCCUGGUCACAUGGCGAUACAAGUCCUUCUGUUUGGAUCCAGUGCUGGAAUACUACUCAGUUGCAUAUCAAGCAGCUCUGGGUCUGAAGCAAGACCCAGCCAAUGAUUGUCCAGACAGUCAGCGCACUGUCCGCAUAGUGAUUCAGAAAAGAGGCAUUGGUGAAGCUACUCUGGGACCAGAGUAUCGAGAGCGCAAGAUCUCCAUAAACAACAAUGCAGACCUGGUUAUCAAUGAGGUCAUGUGGUGGGACAACGGCAUGUAUUUCUGCUCCAUCGACGCAGCGGGUGAUGUUGUGGGAGACUCCGACAAGGAAAUCAGACUCGUUGUAUAUCACUGGCUGACUGUGCUGCUCAUCAUCCUUGGGGCGUUGCUCCUGAUCAUGCUGCUUUGUAUCUGCUGCUGCCAGUGCUGUCCUCAGAACUGCUGCUGCUAUGUCCGUUGUCCCUGCUGUCCUCGUACUUGCUGCUGCCCAGAAGAAGCGAUGAUGCGCCACAAAAUGAUGCGUGACGCUCAAAAAGCAAUGGUACCAUGGCUCCAUGGCCAGCCCAUCUAUGCCCCCAUUGCCUCAAAUGCAUCUUCUCAGGGGAACGCUUUACUUUAUUCAGGGUCUUUUUCUGAACCUUCAUCUAAACACAAACUUCACAUGGCCCCAAUGGUUAAUUAUGCCCCUCAACCUGUCCCACCAUUCGUACCUCAGCAUGGAUACCAGGCCAAUGGCAGCAUUAAUGGAAGUGUACGUGGCAAUAACCAGGUGUUAGAUUUUCUGGAGACCCAAGUAAGAGGGAUGGAUAUGGCCGUCCCGAUGCUCCAACCUCAACAUCACUACACAGGAGUCCCGCACCAAAACCUUCAACAUCAAUAUGCAGCCCCACAACCCCAAUAUGUAAGGCCACCACCUCAACCCAUACAACAAGCUGUGUCUUUUUCAGCCAGGCCGCCCAGCAUGCUCUCAGCCCUGGACGAGAUGGGUGUCCAAGGUGUAGAGCGCAGGGUCAUCCAGCUGCCUCCCAUCGUGGGCCGAGCGAAACAAAGCUCUCGACGGCCCAAUGAUGGUGGAAGACCCCGGCAAUCUAGUCAGUCCAGCAGUAUCUCUAACCGCAAUGGUCAUCAUCGUGAUAAUUCCUGGAGGGAGCCAGCAUCUUCACAGAGAGGGAUCCCACGCAGCUACAGCGAGGAGUCGGACUGGGAUGAUAGGCGUGGAGGUCAAGGUUCAGCAGGACGCAGGGGAGGUUCAGAUAGGUCUAAUCCACGUGUUCGCAGUAAAGGGGAGCUGCUGGAGGAGUUGGAGCGUGCGACAAACUCUAGAGACAGGAGCUAUUCGCCUCCACCGCUUAGGGGCUCCUGGAGUUCAGACGAGGACGACAGUUAUAGAAAGGGAAAGCGAUCUCAAGGGAGAUUGACUGAGAAACCGCCAGCUUACUCUUCCAUUGACAUUUUGUCUGGUCGCAGCAGGAGGAGCGAUCACUUCUCGGAUAAGAGCUCUCGCAGUGGCACAAGCGUUGUGAUCUGAGUCCUUGUCCUUCGUUUCCAGCCUGAUCCUGUCAUUACCCACUAUCUACAAAUGAAUGACCACUGAACUACUGUCAUUGGGACUAAUGUUGCACUUUAGAACAAGAAUUAAAGGAAGGGUAGGCAAUUUUCCGAGCGGCUAGCAAUAGCAAGCUAGCUUUGAAAGCAUAAGAUUCCACCAUUACUUCAGAGCAUCUCUAAAGCCAUGCCUCCUUCAAAACACAUGAACGCAUACAGCAGAGUUUGCAAUAUGUCACGAGAUGAGAGACGGUGUU
Messenger RNA from Rhinichthys klamathensis goyatoka, 2083 nucleotides. RefSeq names its product immunoglobulin-like domain containing receptor 1b (gene ildr1b). Gene Ontology annotation, molecular function: high-density lipoprotein particle receptor activity. Bases 133 to 1809 code for a protein of 558 amino acids. NCBI's taxonomy places the organism in Eukaryota, Metazoa, Chordata, Actinopteri, Cypriniformes, Leuciscidae. The record is from RefSeq and is a predicted model, not a curated record. Gene Ontology annotation, cellular component: plasma membrane. The transcript is spliced from 8 exons.